AUGAAGACGGUCUCCGCUGGGACCAGCGCCCGGAGGCAGCGCGCCAGUCUUGUGGCUGGGGCCCCGCGGAGCCUGGCGUGCCCGUCGCUGCUGCUCCUGUUGGAACUGGUGCUGGAGAGCACAGCAGGGACGCACUCCCUCCACUACCACUACCUCACCCUGUCGGAGCCGGGCCCUGGCCUCCCCUGGUUUCUGGCUGUAGGCUACGUGGACGACCAGCCCUUCAUGCGGUAUGACAGUCGUGUGGGCAGGGCCGAGCCCCAGGCCCCAUGGAUGGCAUCCAUGGACACCCAGUAUUGGGAGACAGAGACCCAGAAGUACAGGGCCUGGGCGGAGGUGCAGCAGGUGAACUUGUGGAUCGUGAUGAGCUACUACAACCAGAGUGGCGGCAUACACAGUGCCCAGCGCAUGUUCGGCUGUGAUAUCCAGGAGGACAGCCUCUCCAGCAGCUUCUGGCAUUUUGGCUUUGAUGGGCAGGACCAUGUGUCCCUGGACUUGGAGACUCUGAGCUGGGUGUCAGCCGAGCCUGUGGCCGUGCAGACCAAGCGCGUGUUGGAUUCAGAGCGCUGCUACGCGGAGUAUGACAAGGCCUACCUGGAAAGCCUCUGCCUCACCUCUCUGCGCAGGUAUCUGGAGCUGGGAAGCCAGAUCCUCACCCGGAGAGAGCCACCCACAGUGCAGGUGACAAGGCAUCCAAUCCAGGACAGGGGUGCCACACUGAGGUGCUGGGCCCUGGGCUUCUACCCGAAGGGUAUCUCACUGAGCUGGUGGCUGGGUGAGAAGGAGCUGGCCCUGGAGACUGAGUACGUGGAGACACGCCCCAGCGGGGACGGCACCUACCAGACAUGGGCUGCUGUACAGGUGCCAGCCGGGGAGGAGGCUGCGUACACCUGCCAUGUGCAGCACUCUGGCCUGAACCACGUGCUCACCGUGGCUUGGGAACCGCCCUCUAGUCAAGGACUCAUUGCCAUGGUUACCUGCCCCCUCCUCUUCUUGCUCGUGGUGGGAGUUGUGAUCUUGACCAGGAGAUACCUUCAAGGCAGGAAUAAGGAACCUUAUGAGCAAGCACCAGGUGACUGUGCGGUGGCGGGUUGGGGAGAGGAGGCCCCAGGUGUUCCCAAGUGCUGCUGGGUGCCACAGAAUCCACGGAGGCAGAGCACUGAGGCAGGGGACUUCCCUGGCUUUGGCUCACUGCACUCGCCAGCAGGCCUGGAACCAGGUGGAGAGGAACCCCUAUAAUUCCCAAAGCCCAGUGAGGACAGCGGCUGCUCAGCUGCUCUGCUGACAGAAGUUCACUGUCACAGAUGAAGGACUUGUUCUGGGCUGUGUGCAGGGGCGUGGGAGCCCCCUGCCCUGGCUGGCUGGCUGGCUGGCUGGCAGAUGUUCUCUGAACAUAUGGGGCCUACCCCGCCCCGAAACUGAGCACUCCUCACCCUCAUUACCCUCUUUAAAAGCAGUGUGUGCCAUUCAGAUGACUUUGCUAUCUUCCUGAAGUCCUUUAAAAAAUGUGACUGUUUCCUGUUUGGGGAGAGGGCAGUGUUAAUUCCUCUGAGCUUUCACAGUUGACAGUUUGUGGGACAACUUCAUGUGCAAUGUGACUCUUACUGAAGCCUCUCAGGCACCCUGUCUUUCCCAACACAGGUGUGUGUGGUAUGGCUGCAGGUGAGUGUGGUGUGAGGGUGUCCUUGUGUACCUGGAAGGGGCUUACAGGGACAAGCGGUGGGAGGGGAAACAACCCAGUCCCUAUUUUCCUUCCUGUUCUUUUCAGUGGUUUGGAUUUUUACAAUAAGCACACGCGAUUUUACCAUAAUGUUCCCACGUUAUGAUGUAAGGUGUCUAAACACAGAAGACUUCAUUCCACUCAUUAUUCCAUUUCCUCCUUACAUUUUAAAAGCUCCCCCCACCCCACCCCCGCCGCCAUAUCUAGCUUGGGGAUAAAACAGUGCAAGGGUGUUGUUUAAAAAGCUAGCAUUGUGUUGAAUCUUUUAUACCACCCAGGAAAAAAAAUUUAGGUUUAACUGUGAAUGGUUACCGCAACACCUGAAUAAAGUUUUGCCUUCCAAAAUUA
Messenger RNA from Artibeus jamaicensis (Jamaican fruit-eating bat), 2068 nucleotides. Its product is annotated as class I histocompatibility antigen, Gogo-C*0202 alpha chain-like. Gene Ontology annotation, biological process: immune response. The transcript is spliced from 7 exons. Bases 1 to 1239 code for a protein of 412 amino acids. Gene Ontology annotation, cellular component: external side of plasma membrane. The record is from RefSeq and is a predicted model, not a curated record. NCBI's taxonomy places the organism in Eukaryota, Metazoa, Chordata, Mammalia, Chiroptera, Phyllostomidae.